AUUUCUUUGGAUUUGUUGCUUCCCUUGAAGCUUGAAAUGCGCAUUAGUAUCUUGGUUGUAUUUUGUCCACACCCGUCAGCGACCCGGUAGAGACGGCAUACGGAGAAGUGUGUCUAUCCCCUUUAAUUUCUGAGGACUCCCACAGCUGCCCUCUUCUUUGGCACGUCCCGUCCAGGUGUGGAAUUCGGGGAGGAUCUCAGCCACAGUUGUCCCCUGGAUGUGUCAUUUCCUUGCCCCUCGUGGGUCUGGCUGGCCAGGGCGCUGGGGAGAGCCGCGCACUGCGCAAUGAGACCUCGCGUGGGGACUCCCGCCUUCUUGUGCUUCAGCCUGUUUUUUCUGGGCUCCUUCUAGUCCACCUUUGCCACACAAAAACAGCAAAACCUGAAUCUGACAGCUUUGGUUCUGCACGACCCUGUGUCUUCAUCCUGUCUUUUCGCCAUCCCGAGUUCCCCAGUUCGGUUCCGUCCCUGAGCUGCUUAGCUUUCCCCUCGCUCCUCCUCUCAGCGCCGCUCCUCCUCUCAGCGCCGUCCCUCCUGCCUCACUGGGUGAAACCAGGUGCCCACGGAUUUCACUGGUGAACUUUUUGGGUUUUUUUGGAAUUGUCACUCGUAUUUAAAAUCCAAGUUCCCCUUUCCUGUUCUCUAGUCUCCUUUUCUAGCCAAGGACACCUUUGUGUUCACCCAGAUGGCGGUCGCGUCUUGUCAUCCUGAGCUCCCGGGCGGGCUUACAGGAUACCUGCGGUUCCCGGGCGUCUCCCCUCGAGGCCCUCAGCCCUGCCCCGUUCUCUCCUGCCAUGGGGGCGCUCUGUCCCUUUAGGUGACCCUCUAAAUGGCCUCCUCCCGGCCGGCUCCCCGCCCCCCCCGCAAGGGAGAAGCGAGCCGGCUGCUGCCCCGCUCCUCAUUGUCUGGGCAUCAGGACGAGAAGGGGCUCCCGGGCGCUGCUUUCCGUCCGGCGGAGGUCGGGGAGGGUGGACUGAGAGCCGUGAGGUUUGACCUUCAGCAGAGAGGAGGGUCUGCGGGAGCGAGUCCGGCGUUGCUGGGCGGCCGGGCGAGCCGGGUUUCGGUGGUGGAGCCGGGCGUGGGCGUCGGUGGGCGUCGGUGGCCCGCGCUGCGGGGCCUCGCGCGGGUUCGCGAUGGGCAUCGGCAGGGGAGGCGCCGUGCGAGGUGCGGGAAGCGGGGUGUUGGCUGCGAGCCCCUCGGGCACGUGCGUGUGAAGGAAGCGACUGCCGCCCGCUUGUCGGGUCAGGGACCCCCGGCCCCGAGCAGCUCGGAGGCUUUGAUCAAACACUUGGGUGACUGCGGGAGGCGGGCUUUUCGGGAUGAUACGCGUAACCUGGAGCUCGGGCUCAGCGUGCCUGGGGAGUGGGUGCGGAUUCAGCCGGUCUCCGCAGCCGCCUCCUCGCCGCCGGAGCCGGUGAGCUGCGCGUGCGCCGGCUCGCCUGGGGCUCCGUCCGGUUCCCACGGGCGCGGGUGUGCGCGGAGCGGCGGCUGCGGGCCGGUCGGGUUCAGACGAGCAGGCGGCCGCGCGGCAGAGUCUCCGCGGCUGGCGGCCUCUAGCUCUUCCACUGCCGAGUGUUUCUCAGGCGUGCGGUCUUCCCGCUGUGGAGCUCGGGCCGUGGUGGGGCGCGCGCGGGAGCCGGUCCGGGGCGCCGUGUGUGCGCCGGCGUGCGCGGCGGCAGAGCCCGAGCGCUGCUGGCUGCGCGGGGCCGCGGACACGUGGGGGCCGUGGCCGGGGUCUUCGUCUGGCGACGGGCAGUGCUCGGGAGGAGAAAGCAGGCUGGGCUCUUCUACAGACAGACGAGGACUGAAAUAGAAGUUUCAGUUCGGCCGAGCGGGGAGGCCUUGCGGGCAGCGGCUUUCUGUCCUGUGCUCGUGGCCGUCGCUCCCUGCCGCCCAGGGGCCGGUCGGCCGAGGGCAGGGGCCGGUCGGCCCGAGGGCAGCUGCUCCAGCUUCCGUUCUGCCUCAGGGCGGGUGGGGCGGAAGCGCACACUGCCCUUUCUUCCAGAACAUCCAGGAUUAUACCUGGGUUCCUCAUGUCUGACCGUGAGUUUUGCCGUGAAUGGUCAUUCUUCUUUAGCCUUUUAGGUGGCAACCAUUUACCCACUAGUAUAAAAGCCUGUCGUAUUUACGUAGGUCUUGUGUGAUAGUAUUAACUGUUUUAUGUGAGUAUUAACUGUUUUGUGUGAGGAUUAUGCGGUCUUUUUCUGUUGCGUAUGAAAUAAUGCCCAAUAUUGAAAAUUUCUGCCUUUUUAAAUAUUGUUCCUGUUUUUUUAAAAAUUUUAC
Messenger RNA from Lutra lutra (Eurasian river otter), 2282 nucleotides. RefSeq lists its product as uncharacterized. The transcript has 2 exons. Bases 829 to 1812 code for a protein of 327 amino acids. The record is from RefSeq and is a predicted model, not a curated record. Lineage: Eukaryota; Metazoa; Chordata; Mammalia; Carnivora; Mustelidae.